AUGAUCCCCACCUCGGGUAAAACACGAGCCCUGUUUGGGUCGUGCCAGGGGCAGGUGGGGAGGGAGCCAGGCAAGCAAAAGGAAGAAGCUCAAAAUGUCUGUUUUCCCCUUGCAGCACAAAUUGAAGUGAUACCAUGCAAAAUUUGUGGCGAUAAGUCCUCCGGGAUCCACUACGGAGUCAUCACGUGCGAAGGCUGCAAGGGAUUCUUCAGGAGGAGCCAACAAAACAAUGCCUCUUACUCCUGCCCAAGGCAGAGAAACUGUUUAAUCGACAGAACCAACAGAAACCGUUGCCAACACUGCCGACUGCAGAAGUGUCUUGCCCUCGGGAUGUCGAGAGAUGCUGUGAAGUUCGGGAGGAUGUCCAAGAAGCAGAGGGACAGCCUGUACGCCGAGGUGCAGAAGCACCAGCAGCGGCUGCAGGAGCAGCGGCAGCAGCAGAGCGGGGAGGCGGAAGCCCUCGCCAGGGUCUACAGCGGCAGCAUCAGCAACGGCCUGGGCAACCUGAGCAACGAGGCCGGCGGCGCCUACGCCAACGGACACGUCAUCGACCUGCCCAAGUCCGAGGGUUAUUACAGCGUGGAUUCCGGCCAGCCGUCCCCUGAUCAGUCAGGACUUGACAUGACUGGAAUCAAACAGAUAAAGCAAGAACCUAUCUAUGACCUCACCUCCGUACCCAACUUGUUUACCUAUAGCUCUUUCAACAACGGGCAGCUAGCACCCGGGAUAACGAUGACUGAAAUCGAUCGAAUUGCACAGAACAUCAUUAAGUCCCACCUGGAGACGUGUCAGUACACCACGGAGGAGCUGCACCAGCUGGCAUGGCAGACCCACACCUACGAGGAAAUUAAAGCCUAUCAGAGCAAGUCUAGGGAAGCACUAUGGCAGCAAUGCGCCAUCCAGAUCACUCACGCCAUCCAGUAUGUGGUAGAGUUUGCAAAGCGGAUAACGGGCUUCAUGGAGCUCUGUCAAAAUGAUCAGAUUCUACUUCUGAAGUCAGGUUGCCUGGAAGUGGUUUUAGUGAGAAUGUGCCGUGCCUUCAACCCAUUAAACAACACUGUUCUGUUUGAAGGAAAAUAUGGAGGAAUGCAGAUGUUCAAGGCCUUAGGUUCUGAUGACCUGGUGAAUGAAGCAUUUGACUUUGCAAAGAAUUUGUGUUCCUUGCAGCUGACUGAGGAGGAGAUUGCUUUGUUCUCAUCUGCUGUUCUGAUAUCUCCAGACCGAGCCUGGCUGAUAGAACCAAGGAAGGUCCAGAAGCUUCAGGAAAAAAUUUAUUUUGCACUUCAACAUGUGAUUCAGAAGAAUCACCUGGAUGACGAGACCUUGGCAAAGUUAAUAGCCAAGAUACCAACCAUCACGGCGGUCUGCAACUUGCACGGGGAGAAGCUGCAGGUAUUUAAACAAUCACAUCCAGACAUAGUGAAUACACUCUUUCCUCCAUUGUACAAGGAGCUCUUUAAUCCUGACUGUGCCACCGUCUGCAAAUGA
This is a messenger RNA of Puma concolor (puma), 1488 nucleotides long. NCBI's taxonomy places the organism in Eukaryota, Metazoa, Chordata, Mammalia, Carnivora, Felidae. The record is from RefSeq and is a predicted model, not a curated record.